AUGGUUUCAAUAUCAGCACCAGGGAAAGUUAUCCUGUUUGGUGAACACGCAGUGGUAUAUGGUUGUCCUGCCCUGGCUGCCUCCAUUGAUGCGUCUACCACCUUGAAAUUUCACCGGAUCAUUCCAUGUGAUGACACAGACAUUGCCUUUAAACUUAACUUUAUUAAUUUUACUGAUAGAUCGAUUUGCCUGAAAGCCAGUGAUUUUACCUUUGAUUUCCCACCCAAUGGUAUAUGUUCUGAUAUGCACGAUUUCUUUCUUAUCAAAUCACAAACUUUGUUGUCCAAACUUAAUGUCCCCAAUCAGAUUGUACAAAGUGUUGCAGUUAUUCUUCUUUCUUACCACAUAUUAAAAUCAAGGUAUCAUGUCAGAAGGACUGUUAGUCUGCCAUGGGAUAUCACACUCACCUCGACCCUGCCCAUCAACGCUGGACUUGGCUCGUCAGCGGCAUACUGCUCCGUCGUUGCCACAUUUUUCCUCUAUUCGUACGGACGCAUCGCUGGUCCUGACCUGACUGAAGCCGAACUUCUCCUCAUACAGUCUUUCGCUAACGAGUUGGAGAAGAUUAUGCAUGCCUCUCCUUCUGGUGUUGACACUGCUAUCAGUGCUUCUGGUGGUAUGAUUUUGUUUAAGAAGGAUGCCACUGAUGGUAGUACUCUUAUUCGGCCAUUAUCUGUCCCAAUGCUGCGUGAUAACUUGCCGAAGUUGUUAAUAAUAAAUACCAACACUCCUCGGUCAACGGCAGACGUCGUCGACUCAGUUCGGAAGUUCCGUGAGUGUGAACCUGAAUUGUGUAAUCAAAUUUUUAAGAACAUAAGUGCCAUUUGUAAAAAGGCUGAGGGCAUAUUUUCGUCGCCUCUCGAAGGGGAUUCUUGGGAUGUUUUGUGCAAGCUGUUCCUGCAGAAUCACAAUGCACUUUGCAAACUUGGUGUGUCUAACGAGGCCCUUGAUGAAAUCGUGAGGAGGCUGAGAACCAUCGGUUUUGGUGCCAAACUUACGGGUGCUGGUCGAGGUGGGUGUGCUAUCGCUUUGCCUUGUGGGACAAUGGACUCAAGGGAUGCUGUUGACAGGGUGAGAAAUCUCCUUCAAGAUCUGAAUGUCACUGUCUUUGAGACCACCUUCUGUGCACCUGGCAUCAGAAUGGAAAUAGCCUAA
This is a messenger RNA of Echinococcus granulosus, 1155 nucleotides long. RefSeq names its product Mevalonate kinase. Gene Ontology annotation, cellular component: cytoplasm. Bases 1 to 1155 code for a protein of 384 amino acids. Lineage: Eukaryota; Metazoa; Platyhelminthes; Cestoda; Cyclophyllidea; Taeniidae. Gene Ontology annotation, biological process: isoprenoid biosynthetic process. The transcript has a single exon. Gene Ontology annotation, molecular function: mevalonate kinase activity; ATP binding. The record is from RefSeq and is a predicted model, not a curated record.